Plasmodium gonderi is the source of this 4437-nucleotide messenger RNA. RefSeq lists its product as hypothetical. Bases 1 to 4437 code for a protein of 1478 amino acids. Lineage: Eukaryota; Apicomplexa; Aconoidasida; Haemosporida; Plasmodiidae. The record is from RefSeq and is a predicted model, not a curated record. The transcript has 4 exons.
AUGAAACAUCCUCCCCUUCUAACUUUUUUUCUUCUUUUGUUUUUCAUAAUACAAUGUAAUAUGGCAUCAUGCUUUCAAUUAAAUACUACACCCUUUUUUCUUAAUAACCAAAAAUUUACAUCACGCGUACAUAAGUGCGGCAAUAAAAGGGCAAUACCUAGGUUAGAAAAAUCGUUAUCACUCAAUGGAAAAUCCUUAAAAAGGUCAAGUGUAGAUAAAAGCGAUGUGUAUGAAAAUAUAAAAAAUUUUGUUUUAAAUAAUCCUUUUUCCAACAGAAAUGAAAAUAAUAAUAAUAACAGGAGCCUGGAUAAGCUCUUUCCUAACUUUGCUUCAAGCCCGGAUGUUUGGGAUGAAGUACCUAUUAAUGACAUGAAUAAUAAAGAUGUUACACACCUAAUAAAUUUUUUGUAUGCAGAAUAUAAAAGAGCAUUUGUACUCAUUGAUGAAAAAAGAAAGAAUGCAGAGAAUACUUUUAAUUCAGAAAAAAUAAAAUCGUUGUUUCUUUCCUUGGGGUCAAUUACAGUUGAUAGCAUGAAUAUAGAUGAAUUCUUUAAGUAUAUAGAAAGUUAUUCUAUUUUAUUAAAAUACUGUAAAGAUAACUACGUCUCUUUUAGUUUUAUUAAAAAUGAAAUAGGGAAUAUAAUGAACGCAAUCAUAAAGCAUUCUCAGAAUUAUUUACAUGACAAACACUUAUGUGACAAGAUGAAAAACGAAUUUGUCCUUACUUACGAACUCAUUAAAGACAUAAAAAAGAAUGAUGCAAUAAACGUAAAUGUUAAAAAUUUCUUCUCUGUUCUAAAUACUAAUGCACUUUUGAAUAACAAUUAUAUAUUUUGUUUCCUAACAGAAAUAUUCUCCACGUUCAAUUUAUUGGUGAGAGAUAGCCCAGAUUUGAUUCAUUAUUAUGAACAUAUAUUAAAUUCCCAUUUCUUCUUUAUAACAAUUUUUUCAUUAUAUUCUUACAAUAUAAGUAAAGCUCGUUUUUACUAUUUAAUGUUGUUAAUCCAUAAUCAAAUAAAUUUGGAGAACUUUAAAGAGAGAGGUGCAAAAUAUGAUGAUAACUUAAAUUACAAUGAAUAUAAGAGUUAUAUAUUUGACACCAUUUUUGAGAAAGAAAAAAGGGAGUAUGAAUUUAUUAAAGGAAUUAUUAUAAAUAACAAAAAGGGUAGUAAUGAUGAUAUGGAAAAGGGAAAUAAAGCGUGUAAUGAGAACUUAAGUAAAAACCAAAGCAAUGAGAAGGAAGUAAAAGACAUUACCCUGAAUAAUAAGGAGUCGUUAGUCAAGGGGUGUAAAAGAGCACAAUUUAAAGAGCUGUAUGAAAAUACAUAUAUCAAAAUUUUAUUAUUUUAUAUUUUCUUUUUUUUCAGUGAUUACUAUUUUUGUAUUAUUAUUUUAUUAAAUUUUACGAAUUCAAUAAAGGACAUGAAGAAGGACAAUCGCUUAACCCAAAUUACCAAUUAUUUAUUUUUUCUAUUGUUAGACAGUUUAUACCCAGUUCGAGAUUAUUUUAAUAUAAUCUUGCUUUUAAGUUUAUAUAAAAGGAAUUUUAACAGUCUUCAAGAUAAAGAUUUAGGUGACAUGAAGAAAAAUUUUAAUUCAGUUACAAAUGACAAUACACAGAAAGAAAUUUCUGGUGGUAUGUCUAAAUUACUUUUAGAAAUUAGUGAAUCGAUUAAAAACGUGGAGAAUGAAAGGGGUAGUGUGGAUAAAAAUAGUACAAAUAAUUUUAACGAGAACAAAAAUUCUUGUCAAUAUGUACACACGAAUAAUCUAAUUUUGGAAAAGGGCAAUAAGGAAGAAGCCAUCGAAUGCAACUUUGAAGGGAUUACUGAGGAAAAUGGAAAAUCAGGAGUUCACAACGAAGAAAGCAAAGAUGAUGUAACCUCAAAGGAUUCGAAUAGUAUGACAGACAUGUUUAAUAAAUAUCUAUUACGUCUUCUAAAAAACAAAGCAUAUGAUAAAAUUGAACGCUUAGAAAAAAGAGAUAAUUUGUAUGUAAAUAACAAAACAUAUAGUUUGUUUAUUAAAUCAUUUUUAAGUAAUCAUAAAUAUGACAGAGUAUAUAAGGUUUACAAGAAAAUGAAAGCAAAGAAAAGUAUUCCUAUAAAAUAUUUAAACGUCAAAAAUUUGAUACACAGUUUUAAAAAUUGUGAUGUAGACAAAGGUGACGUGUUGAAUGAAUUAAAUCUAAUUAAUAAAUCUUAUUUAAAUUUAUAUUUCUCGAAAGACGCCUAUUUCGUACUAACGAAAACGUUGAUGUACAAACAUAUGUGUGAUUUUUUAAAAAAAAAAUGUGAUAUGAAAUUGUUUAUUGAUAUUUUUAACUUUAAUGAACUUUUAAAAUAUUUCAUAAAAUUUAAAAGUUUUAUUAAUAUAAAAAAAUUAUAUUUCCUCCUACUCAAAUAUUCGUAUAUUAAAACGUACAAAACGUAUUUAAUCUUAAUAAGAUUUUUCAACAAUAUAAAUUAUGAAUCUGAUAAUAGAAUAGAUCAGAAAGAGGGAAAAGCAGUAGAGGGUAUGGCGGAGUGUUCCUGGAUAGAAAGAUUGAAAGAAGACGAAAAUGAAGCAAAUGAUGCGAAAGAUCCAUUUCAGAAGAACGUCAAACUUUAUAAAGAUAUAAUAAACUUAAGAAAGAAUCAGUUGUCCUAUUACAUUUUCCAUGGAAAAGAUUGGGAAGAGAAUUUUAAUUUAUUUAAUACAAUUUACAAUAUUGCAAAGAAAGAUAAAUAUGAAAUUAGUUUAUUCAUCUUAAGUAAUUUUAUCACGGAAUAUAUUUUUAUGGAUUAUGGUUCAGAUGAUAUACUAGAGAGUGAAUUGACAAACAUAAAUAACAUACUAAACAUAUUUUUUGAGGCAAUAAACCUAUUUUUUUACAAAGAGAACUAUAGAAUAACUGUGAAUAUAUAUUUUUUUUUGCUGUUAUUUUUAAAUUAUUAUGUAACAAGGUAUGCAAAAAAGGAUUUAAGAUAUUCUACUUUUUUAAAAAAGAACACCUUAAAUUUUUUUUUGUCCAAUAAUUAUGAAGUGAUUAAAAUAAAUAAAGAUAUCAUAUAUUCCUAUAUACCAAACUUCAUAUUACAUAUUACAUCAAUGUCUGUAAAUCACUUAAAGAAUGCUCAUAAUUUGAAAGAAAUUGUUUCAAUGGAAUUACCAUAUGAUUUAAAUGAUUUUAACAUAAAUGUCAUUACUACUCCAGAAGUGAAUUGCAAAAAAAUAAUAUCUAUAUUUUUACUUUUGAAGAACAAUUUAAUUUUGUGUAAUGUGUCUAUGGAGAAAGAUCUAUAUGAUAAACAAAAAAGUAAUGAUAAGAAAGGUAUGCAAAGUGUGAGUGUUCCUACGAAAAGAAGAAACUACUUUUAUAAGGAUGUAAUUGAAAAACAUUACAAUGAUGAAAACCAAAACACUGAAGAAAAUUUCACAUCUGAUUCGACGUCUAAGAAUAUUGCUAAUAUAUUUGUGAAGCUAAAAUAUACAAUUGGUUCAGAUAAAAUAAAUGAAGAUUCCUUAAAAGAGUUUUUAUUCAAGAAGCUGAAAAUGUAUGUAAAUAACAAAAAUAUAGAUUCCUUAAUUAACACAUUGAGGGAUAUAUUUUUUACGUAUAGCAAUAUCAUAUAUUUAAAUUCGAGGGAUUUUCUUUAUAUUUAUGAAAACCUUAGUUGGAUUUAUGACAGUACGCUAUCUGCCAUAAGCAUUGUAUUUUUCAUCGAAAAUAAGAAAAAUGUCAAAGGGCCUAAUGCUGGUUCUACUACUACUACUGCUACUACAAGUACUACUACUUCUGCAUUAAAAGGUGAGCAAACCCCAGGGGGUGACAAGAACGAAAUAAACAUUCAUGAAUAUAUUAACAUGUUGAGGUCCAUGGAUAAGACAUAUUUUAAGGACAUCCUAAAUAUUCCUGCUGUGCGUAAACUUUUAAAGAAGUACGAAACUUUUAUUCAUAUGUGUUUAUAUUUUGAUUUAAAUAAAAAAAAAGUAGACAACGUUAUAGCUCUGUUGGAAAUGUCAAGGAAGUGUGACAUUCUCGUAAGCACAGAAACGCUGAUAGACGUUUUUUCCCUUUAUUUCGAAAAAAGACUGAACAAUUUAAUAUUUAAAGAAUUCGAAGUAUUUUCCUUAUCAGAGGAGACAACUAAUUUCAAAUUAUAUUACACCGUAAUGAAGGCAGCAUUUUUUGAGGUAAACACUAGAGUAGCCCUGAAGGUUUUCAACACUGUGCUAAAUUCACUUGACAUAAAACGAAUUCCAUUGAAUUUCUUUGAAUGCAUUUUAUUAAUUUUGAAAAAAAAAGGGAAACACAAAGAUUUAUAUCAAUCAAUUGAUAGAUUACAUAGGGAGCUAAUAAAAUUUGAAAAGAAUAAGGAGUUUUCUAAUUUGGAAAAAUUGACAGAAGAUAUAAAAAGUAUUUUACAAAAGUGCAAAGCAGAAAAGCACUUUUAA